Silurus meridionalis is the source of this 3497-nucleotide messenger RNA. Its product is annotated as inactive rhomboid protein 2-like. Bases 580 to 3042 code for a protein of 820 amino acids. Lineage: Eukaryota; Metazoa; Chordata; Actinopteri; Siluriformes; Siluridae. Gene Ontology annotation, molecular function: serine-type endopeptidase activity. The record is from RefSeq and is a predicted model, not a curated record. The transcript has 21 exons. Gene Ontology annotation, biological process: regulation of protein secretion; regulation of epidermal growth factor receptor signaling pathway. Gene Ontology annotation, cellular component: endoplasmic reticulum membrane.
GGCGCCUUUAUGACAUGUAUGGCCUUCCAUAUUGAUGGUCGCUCCCUUUCUGGGUAUAUUACAACCGAAAACGGCUUCGGAGGGAAAUCCACACGCCUCCUCCCGGUGUAUCGCGCGCACUCCGUGGCUUUUUAAACAGGGACAGAUCUUUUCUCAGAUUUCUGACGACAUGUUCAGUCUUUUCUUGUCCGUUUUCUUUUUAAGUUCUACCUAAGGGAAGUGUGUUUGUGGUAGUGUGGACGACGUGUCCCAGGUUUAACGUUGCAAAGCAACAGUUCUAUCCUCAGCUUUCUGGACUAAACUCCACACCUGGAGGCUUUUUUUUUUUAUCGGAUUUGGACAAGUCCAGAAGAUUGGCGAGCUGCAGGAGAGGAUGAAGAACUAACAGACGCGACAGCAGCUCCUUCUGUGAGAGGAAAAUCGAAAGGAGGUUACAGGGGCACAGACUCUUCCUCUUUCACACCUCACAAUUGUCGCUGAAUGAGCACACAUCCCUAGGGUUGCUGAGAUAUCUAAAUUACAAACUUGGACAAGUUCACUAAUAAGAAAGAGGAAGAAGAAGAAGUAGUAGUAACCAUUAUGGCAUCUCAGGAAGGGGAGGAGUCAAGCAGCAACAAUGGCCAAUCAGAAAGUAGGUUGAAGAACAAGAAGCCACCCAGCCUGGUUAUUGCAAUUCCACCCAGUGAGGAUCAAGAGAGAACCGGUACAGAGGCACAGCGCCUAAGGCAGUCGGCAAAGAAAAGCGUGAGCAUGCAGCAGUCGACUGAGGCGUUGUCGGAAAGCGGGACGAACGAGAGGAGAGCGGCGUUCCGCAGACAGACUUCUCUGUCUCAGAGCAUUCGCAAAAGUACAGCGCAGUGGUUCGGAGUCGGGACGGACUGCGAGAGUCAGCAGCAGGCGUGGCAGAGGAAAAGUCUGCGCCACUGUAGCCUGCGUUAUGGCCGCCUCAAACCUCAGUACCGAGACCAACAGGAGGCAGCAAGCAUCGACCACAGCCUGGACUCGCCUGCCACUCACAAGAUGCCAAAGAUUGUCGACCCUCUGGCUCGCGGCCGUCCAUUCCGUUAUGACGAGGUGGAUCGGCCGAGGACGCCACACUUUGCUCACGCUCCUCCUCCUCAGACCCCAGGCGUCUCCUCCUUGUGCUCCUUCACCAGCCAGCGCUCUAUGCACUCUCGGGUCCUGCGUAGGAAGAGGGAGUCUGUGGCCCGCAUGAGCAUCCGCGCAGCCUCCAACCUACUCAGGGGUCGGCCCGGCCUGCACGGCACUCCGGUACCUCGAAGUUUCCCACGGAGGAGUUUUGUUCGGCCCAGCUGGAUGGAGGAGGACACAGUGGACACAGCAGACACCUCUGACUGUGUCUUCUUUAGCAGGAUGGAUGCACAUGAGGACUUUUACUCUAUGGCAGAUGAUGUGUUCGAGUCCCCGCCCCUCUCCGCUUCAUUGGCUGUGGAUAAUUUAGUAGACGAAGCAGGACGAAUCCCCAGCUUUAAGGAUAUCAGCCGAACUCCGGCUGCAGUGGUAAGCCCCGCCCUCCACCGCGGAGGCCGCAUCGCUUCCCGGGUGAAACACUUUGCCUUUGAUAAGCACAAGCGUCAGUACGGGUUGGGCGUGGUGGGGAAGUGGCUGGACCGUCAAUACCGGCGCAGCCUGAGCAGCCAAGUGCAAAAACAGCUGGAUGACUUUCACAGUCACAGACCGUAUUUUACCUACUGGAUCACUUUCGUGCACAUCGUCAUCACUUUGCUGGCCUGCUGUACAUACGGUUUCGCUCCGGUCGGCUUCGCCCAGCACUCCAUCACUCAACUAGUGCUGAGGAAUAAAGGGGUGUAUGAGAGUGUGAAGUAUGUUCAGCAGCAGAAUUUCUGGAUCGGCCCAGGAUCCGUAGACCUGAUCCACUUGGGAGCGAAGUUUUCCCCCUGUAUUAGACAAGACCUAAAGAUAGUCGAGCGUAUGCAACGGGACAGAAACGAGGAAAAAGAAUCUGGCUGCUGCGUGCAAAACGAUAAGUCAGGAUGCGUGCAGACGCUACGGAACGACUGCUCGGAGACACUGGCCACGUUUAUUAAAUGGGGCAAAGUGAACAUAGAUAUUGUUCGUUCCUCAGGGGCGGUGUGCCAUCAGGACCCCAGGAUGUGUCAGGAGCCUGCUUCAGCGGAGCCACAUGUUUGGCCUGAUGACAUCACGCAGUGGCCGAUCUGUACAGACAGAGGCACAUGGAACCACACUGGUUACCUGCAUAUGGACUGCACCAUCAGGGGUCGUCCAUGUUGCAUCGGGACCCAAGGAAGGUGUGAGAUCGCCACGCGAGAGUACUGUGAUUUCAUGCACGGAUACUUCCAUGAAGAGGCCACACUCUGCUCUCAGGUUCAUUGUCUGGAUGAAGUCUGUGGCUUGCUGCCGUUUUUGAACCCGGACGUUCCGGACCAGUUCUAUCGGCUCUGGCUCUCUCUGUUCCUCCAUGCAGGCCUCCUGCACUGCCUGGUGUCCGUAGUCUUCCAGAUGACGAUACUAAGGGACCUGGAGAAACUCGCCGGCUGGGUGCGCAUCUCAAUCAUCUACAUCUUCAGCGGGAUCACAGGAAACCUCGCCAGCGCUCUGUUCCUGCCGUACAAAGCAGAGGUGGGUCCAGCAGGAUCUCAGUUCGGUCUGCUAGCAUGCCUGUUCGUUGAGCUCUUUCAAGGCUGGCAGAUGUUAGAGAAGCCAUGGAACGCCUUCCUCAAGCUGCUCGGCCUCGUCCUCUUCCUCUUCCUGUGUGGCCUGCUGCCGUGGAUCGACAACAUCGCCCACAUCUUCGGCUUCCUCAGCGGUUUGCUGCUGUCCUUCGCCUUCCUACCGUACGUCACCUUUGGCACCUUCGACAAGUACCGCAAGCGUGUUCUCAUCCUCCUGUCGCUGCUCGUGUACAUCGGACUGUUCUCCUCACUCAUCGUCUGGUUCUACAUCUACCCCAUCGACUGGAAUUGGCUCGAGUAUCUCACCUGCAUCCCUUUCACCAGCAAGUUCUGUGAGCGCUAUGAUAACGACCCCAUUGGCCACUAACAGGCUAGUCCUGUCUACGGCGCGCUACCGAGAAUACAAACCCUGACCACUACGGCGUUAACCGUGCGGUGCGCUGGCGUACUCGUUGCCAUGGUUGCCCAGCCAACGGUACUGCAAGGUGAUGCAUUUCUGGAAAGCGGACUUGCAGACGCUACAAUGGUACUACUGCUAAAGUUUUGGUAAUAUCAUUUAGGCUACAGUUGCGAUCUACAGCUUUGUUUGUUUGUUUGUUUUUUUGGGGACUUCUACUGCAGGACUUCAAUAUUUAUAGUCAUGCACACAUUUCUUAUUGACACUACAUCAGGGUAUGUCUCACCUUGCCUUAAACUAGCAUUUUAUUGAUUUGACAUGCAGGUGCCAUGGUUCCGGACUGUAAAACACUGUAGAGGAUAUGGAGUGCUGCCUUUUGUGUUUAGUAAUACGCCAGCGUUAUUAAACCUAAACUCUAUCCACCA